This is a messenger RNA of Brassica rapa (field mustard), 3602 nucleotides long. RefSeq names its product auxin response factor 22 (gene ARF26). Gene Ontology annotation, molecular function: DNA binding. The record is from RefSeq and is a predicted model, not a curated record. Gene Ontology annotation, biological process: regulation of DNA-templated transcription; response to hormone. Gene Ontology annotation, cellular component: nucleus. Lineage: Eukaryota; Viridiplantae; Streptophyta; Magnoliopsida; Brassicales; Brassicaceae.
AUGGCGAGUGAUCAAAUCAUGCAUGUGCAACCUGAAUUUUUAGCUACUGGUGGAACCAAUAACUAUUUGUAUGAUCAAUUAUGGAAGUUAUGUGCUGGUCCUCUGUUUGAUCCUCCAAAAAUUGGAGAAGAACUAGUUACAUCUAUAAACGACGAACUAUGUCAACUAAAACCAGUUUUUAAUAUUCCUUCAAAAAUUCGCUGCAAUGUUUUUAGUAUCAAGCUUAAGGUAGAGACUACUACAGAUGAAAUUUAUGCAGAAAUUUCUUUGUUGCCGGAUACAUCUGAAGUUGAAAUCCCAACUUCUAAAUGUGAAAACAACAUACAAAACAUUAAAUGUUUUACUAAGGUCUUAAGCGCUUCUGAUACCAGUAAAAAAGGUGGUUUUGUGUUAAAUAAAAGACAUGCCAUUGAAUGUCUUCCUCCGCUGGAUAUGUCUCACCUAACUCCAAGUCAAGAGAUAAAUGCUACAGAUAUUCAUGGUCAUGAAUGGAAAUUUAAACACGCUUUAAAAGGUACACCAAAAAGACAUCUUUUCACAUCUGGUUGGAACGAGUUUGCAAAAGCAAAAAAAUUGGUUGUUGGGGACUCCUUCAUAUUCCUUCGAGGAGAGAAUGGGGAAUCACGAGUUGGAAUAAAAAAAGCAGCUCAUCAUCAACAAGAGAACAUACCAUCAUCUAUAAUUUCAAAGGAGAGUAUGCACCAUGGUGUAGUUGCUACUGCAUUGAAUGCUAUUAAAAACAAAUGCAUGUUCGUUGUCUUCUAUAAGCCAAGGUCGAGCCAAUUCGUUGUCAACAUCGAUAAAUUUAGAGAUGGAGUGAAUAAGAAAUUUAGUAUAGGCUCCAGAUUUUUGAUGAAGUUUGAAGGGAAAGAUUUUAAUGAAAUAAGAUACUAUGGAACAAUAUUAAAAGUGAGAGAUUUCUCUCAUUGGAAGGAUUCAGAAUGGCGAUGUUUAGAAGUACAAUGGGAUGAAGCUGCAACAAUUCCAAGACCUGAUAAGGUAUCUCCAUGGGAGAUCGAGCCUUUAACACAUUCAUCUGACAUUCUCAAAUCAGGUUUUCUAAAACAUAAACGUCAAAGCGAAAUACAUGAGUUUGGUUCAAAUAUGUGGGUUCCUACAUUGACCCAAGGCCAAGAAGUUGGACAUUCAAGCAUACAAUCUUCAAUGAGCUACUCAUUCGCUACUACCAUGUCCAAACCAAACUACAAUGAGCAAAUGGUUCAAGCAAUGAAAGAAACGUCAACCACCACCGCAACUACUAGCUACAGACUGUUUGGAGUUGAUCUGAAAGUUCCCGCGAAAACAAAGGAUAGCAUAGAACCAAUAAACUCAUAUAAAAAAUCUAAGAUUUCUAAAAUCUUUGAAGAAGAAAAGGUUGAUCACAUCCAAACUAGAAGUCAUACUAAGGUUCGUAUGGAAGGGGCCAUGGAAAGAACUGUGGAUUUAUCUAUUUUUGAUGGAUACAAUCAAUUGAUCGAUGAACUAGAAAGACUCUUUGAUAUCAAAGGCAAGUUGCAUAUACACAAUCAAUGGAAAAUAGUUUUCAUAAAUGCUGAUGGAGAUAUAAUGCUUCUUGGAGACGACCCGUGGCCCAAAUUUUGCAAUACGGCAGAGGAAAUAUUCAUAUGUUCAAAAAACGAUGCCAAGGUAGGUGAUGCAGAUAACAAAUUCUCCGAAGGUGACCCAAUAUUAACAACAACAAACUUACCACCAGAUGUCAACAACAAUUAAUCGAAGAGAGCUUUUGGUUUUAUAAAGUAAAAGUUACUUAUUUUAUAAUAUAUUAAAGAUAAGACUUGGAAAUGUGUGUAACUUAAAUCGUAAAAGUAUAUUAUGGAGUGUCUUGCAUUUGAUGAUUGAUGUUUUAUCUGGCGGUUGAAGUUUUUUAAAUGAAACAAAAAUCUUUUGUUUUUAUUUUAAUUUUAAUAUUUUGUUGACAUGUUAAGUAUUAUGUGUGUUCUCUUACCCAAGUGUGCUUGAAGAUAUAAUUUUACACACAAAUUGUUUAAAGAGAGGAAGCUUAAGAAACAGUGGGAAGCCAAAUUUUUUUUAUUUAGAACAAUUUUUAGUACACGGUUUCUUUUCUUUUGAUAUAUCUCACAGUGCACCAUGUUUCUGUUAAUAAAGAACUUUCUCUCUCCUCGGUAAAAGGCCACUCUUAAGCGGAUUAUGGUUUGGUCGCCACCGACCAAUGGUGUGUCCUCUCGCCACCAUUGAGAAAUCUCUAAGAUGGGUAGGAGGAAGUGCAUCAUCUCAUCUCACCCCCUCUCUUCAAAGUUCUCUCAUGUAAUGGAUGCCCUUUGUGUGUCUUCUCCUCGUGAUGGAUUGUCAGUUUCAAAAUCAGUGCAUAGGUCAUCAGGCGUGGCAGGAUUUGGGCCUCCGAUUUCAGUGGAGGUGGGUCCUCCUGUUUCUUCUCCUCCUACAGGAGUAUCUUCUCCUUGGGUUUCCCCUUUGGUAUCUAAGAAAGUCAGCUGUGAUGCUACCAUCAGUAACUCUCAUGUAGAACCAUAUACCUCAGCUCCGCCUGGAGUUGCUUCUGCUCAACUUCAGCUCUUACUAGAGUUCCUCCCAAUGACUAGCAAAUUGGAGUCGAUUCUUCUGGUGGUAAACCAACAUUUGAGACAUCUGCUGCGAAGCCGAUAGCUUCUACUGCUCCUAGAAUUUUAAAGUAUUCAGAAGUAAUCAUGAAUCAUUAUUAUUAGAGGAAAUUGGGACCCUGGGGGGGGGGGUGCUUUCGUUCAAAUCCCUGACGAAAAUUUAGACGAAGCAAGGGAAGAGUUUCGAGAUAUUUUGUUUGCAAGGUUGCAUGGUGAAGCUACGGAUAUGGGCAGAAAUAUUGGCACUGUUAAUGUCAUUUGGAGUCACCCAGGUACGAUAAUAUUUGUCCAUCGUCUUCUACUCAUAGUUAGUAUCCUAUUAACUCAAGCUCAGGUGUUAGCGAGAAGUGUUUUGGACCAUAGCGGGAAUUACGUAGCACCAUGGUCCCCUGAAUUCUCACCAGAGGCCACAAAUAACCUCAAUUGUGGUGCCAGUGGAGCUUAGAGGGGUACCUUAUAUCCUCUUCAAUAAGUCUAAAUCCACUCGCCAUAGAAGCUGGACAACCAGUUUCUCUUGCACCUGAGACUAAAAUAAAUACAUAAACUUUGAGGUUUCUAUUAUGUGGGUUCGUGUGGAUCUCUAAUCGAUGUUGGGGUCAAAAACGGUCACGACGAAGUUAACGCCCAAAUCUCCGCAAUAUAUAAGUAUGACUCUCCGCUACACAGCUUUUCGAAAUAAAGUUUCAUCUUGAACUUCAUUUAAAUCGAACAUAAGCCAUAGGAAACAUACCUAAACCAAGUACGGAUAAGUUCGAGUAUGACAAUCGGAACACGGACAAACCAAGCUCGGUCAUUGCGCAACUACCGCACAUGCACGCUGUCCGGUCGCUACGUAGCGAACCAAGCUUGAGCCAAGCUUGGUCGCUACGUAGCGACCGAGCGUCCGUCCCGCUCAGUCGCUACGUAGCGACCUGGCUCAAGCCAAAGCUCGGUCGCUACGUAGCGACCGAGCUCUUCCAAAACUUCGAUACGACACCAGUCCAUGCAUUCUCGUCAAACCUUCGA